Messenger RNA from Daucus carota subsp. sativus, 2195 nucleotides. RefSeq lists its product as uncharacterized. Lineage: Eukaryota; Viridiplantae; Streptophyta; Magnoliopsida; Apiales; Apiaceae. Bases 82 to 2019 code for a protein of 645 amino acids. The transcript is spliced from 2 exons. The record is from RefSeq and is a predicted model, not a curated record. Gene Ontology annotation, molecular function: protein binding.
AUUCAUUUCGUCCAUCGCUCUCCUCUCUCUCACUCACUCGCGCCUGCAUAACGAGCUCAAGGCCUACAUCCAAGACGGUGAAUGGAUCUUCAGCCAAAGAAUGAAAAGAAAUUGAGAAUCACUACUGAAUAUAAAGGCGAAGACAGGAUUAGCGUAUUGACAGAUGAUGUAAUUCAUCAGAUUCUCAAGUUUGUAGACACUAAAUUGGCAGUUCAAACCUGCAUUCUCUCAAAACGAUGGAAGCUUGUAUGGACUACUCUUCCUUACUUGAACUUCAAAUGGGAUGAACAGGGUUCAGCUAAAAGCACAACUAACUUUACCCGUCAUGUGUUGAAUCACCGAAACCAUCAAUCCCAGAUUUCUAGUUUGGAGCUCAAGCAUCUUCCUGCAGGCUUAAAUGAUAAGUUUAUUGAGUAUGCUAUUUUGCAUCAUGUUCAGCACUUAAGUGUUCAUUUUCGACGCAAACAUAAACCUUACAAGUUAUAUAACUUCAGCUCUAGUUCAAUUCGAAGUCUUGAAUUGAGAAUGAGGCUAGAAGAUCUUGCGUCCGAAUCAGAUUGUUGGGAUUUACCCUCUCUAACUACUCUAAACUUGAGGCAUCUACAUACUGGUCAUGUAUAUCAGAUUUUACCCGUGCGAUGUUUGACCUCUUUGCCUGCCUUGAGAACUCUGCAUCUUUCAUUUUGGAAUUUUCGAGAAUCAGCUAUAUAUUUAAGUUUGCCUGACUUGACAGCUCUCUAUCUGGACACGUGCAAAAUGCCCGAUAAAGUUUGGAAUCUUCCUGCUCUUAAAACUUUAAGACUCGAAGAUGUAAAAUUUCCUGGAAAUACGAGUGACACACUUGCUGCAUUUGUUAGUCUACAAAAUCUCACACUAGACAUGGCGUAUGCGCAUGAAGAUUUUUUCAUAACUUGUCCUGAAUUGGUAAACCUGGAGAUCAGGACUAGUCUGAGCUACUGUGAUACUGAUACCAUUGAGGGUAACAUUAUGGUUUUGUCACCAAAGCUCAGCAAUUUCACUUCUGUUGGUUUCUUUCCAAUCACAUUUGGAGCUUCUAAUUUGGACAAUGUAUAUCUGAAAUUACGGGGUUGGCUGAACUAUACCAACUCCUCGAGGAAUAAAUUGAAAGUGUACUUUAGACGGAUUACACAUAUGUUAUCAGGCCUUGGUAGUGCAAAGAUUCUUCAUCUAGAGUUGGAAACCAUAAGAGCACUUUCUUUGAUUGCCGACAUUCUUGCAAGUUCUCCUUCUCCAUUCUGUAACUUGAAGUGUGUGAUGCUACCACAUGGAUUUAAAGAAGAAAAUUUAUCUGGUUCUCUACGAAGCUACUUAUUUGGUGGCUCUCCAACUGCCACCAUUUUGACGACAACACGCCAGAAUAUGAUUCCUUGUACACCGGCAGCUUCUAUGACAGCUGUGGACAAUGACAUGGUUGUAAAUGAUGGUAUUCCUGUUGAAGGGACGCACAAUGAUCAGGUUAGCUCUUCCAGGGAGAAUAUUCAUUUGUGGUUAUGGCAAGGCAAUGAAAUCGACUCCAAGUUUGAAGGUCUACUCAAUCAGAUUAUGAAUAAGUACCCGGAAACCUUUGAACACCUUGCCACCAAAAACAAGAAGUUUUGUACAAUGAAGUUGAAUAUGUUGUGCACCGCUGUAAAUGACUUUAUCAAAAUCCCUGUGACUGAGGUUGAUCCUGAGAUAAUUGGAGAGUACAGGGACGUAUUUGCUGACUUGCAGAAGUUGGGAUUCAAUGUAAGUUGGCUUGUAACCCGUCUGAUUAACAUAGAACAGCUCCGGUUUUCACAGUCCCCACUCCCCAAGCUUCACGCAGUUGACUGUCAUAAUGAUGACGGCCAAAGUCAAUUACAAGAUUUGCAAAUCCGUAUUGAUGAUGCCAAAAUUAAAUUGCAAGGUCUACAAACUCUCCGUGCUAAGAAGAUGCAACAGCUUCAGAAGGCUUUUGAAACUAUGGAUGCAAAUCCUGCUGUUGGAUAUGUUGGAGAUAAUCUAUUUGAUCCCUAAACUUCACCUAAUUUGUUGUGUGUUUUAAAAUAGUCAGUUUCGAACCCUUAGUAUCUUGUCUGUUGUUUGGUAAUCGAUCUGCUACUUCUGUACUAUCAUGCUCAUUAACAUUGUAUUAGAGCGUCUGUGUUUUGUUCCUACUGACUUUGUAUCAAAAUGUUGUACUGUUGUUGGUA